Messenger RNA from Camelina sativa (false flax), 1505 nucleotides. Its product is annotated as hsp70 nucleotide exchange factor FES1. Gene Ontology annotation, molecular function: adenyl-nucleotide exchange factor activity. The record is from RefSeq and is a predicted model, not a curated record. NCBI's taxonomy places the organism in Eukaryota, Viridiplantae, Streptophyta, Magnoliopsida, Brassicales, Brassicaceae. Gene Ontology annotation, cellular component: endoplasmic reticulum.
UGAAACAAAAGAAGUGAGUUUUGUAAAAAAGGCCAAAACCUUAAAACCUUUGUUUUGUACUGAUGAAGUCUAACGCCGGGAAGACUAAGAUGCCGACGAUCAACUAUUUCCGAUGUAUGUUAGUACUAGUGGGGAUGUCGUUGGUGGUUUAUUCGAUAGCUGAGAAAGUUAAUUCCACUGGGGGAAUGGUUUGGUCUAGUGCGAGAGAUGAGGCUGAAUUGGUUGAAGAUUCCGGUGUUGUGAUCGGAGAGCAAGAUCAAAUCGACGGUGGAUUCUCUUCACUUGAUGGGAUGUUACACUGGGCUAUUGGUAACUCGGAUCCUGCGACAUUGAAGGAAGCAGCUAAAGAUGCAGAGAAGAUGUCUCUGGAUGAGUUACAGAAGCGUCAGUUGGAGUUAAAGGAGCUGGUGGAGAAGCUGAAAAUGCCAUCAGACGCGAAGUUGAUGCAAAUAGCUAUAGAUGACUUGAAAAAUUCGUCCUUGUCUCUUGAAGAUCGUCACCGUGCUUUGCAGGAACUAUUAAUCCUUGUUGAACCGAUUGAUAAUGCAAAUGAUUUGAGCAAAUCAGGAGGGCUUAGAGUUGUCGCAGGAGAGCUUAAUCAUGAUGACACAGAAGUGAGGAAACUAGCUGCGUGGGUGCUUGGGAAAGCUAGCCAAAACAACCCGUUUGUUCAGGAGCAGGUUCUUGAAUUUGGGGCUUUAACAACACUGAUAAAGAUGGUAAACUCCAGCUCUGUCGAAGAAGCUGGUAAAGCACUCUUUGCUGUUUCUGCCUUGAUACGAAAUAAUAUAGCUGGUCAGGACAAGUUUUAUGCAGCACAUGGAUAUAUCAUGCUUCAGGAUGUGAUGCGCAAUGGAAGCUUGGAUAUCAAACUAAGACGGAAAGCUGUAUUCUUAGUGGGUGAUCUGGCCGAGUCUCAACUACAGAACACGGAGAAAGCUGAGCUUCCUAUUUUCAAUGAUCGUUUGUUCCUAAAGUCUGUGAUCGAUUUAACCGCUGUGCUUGACCUUGAUCUCCAAGAAAAGGCUCUUACAGCAAUCCAGACUCUUCUUCAACUUAAAUUCUCAGAGCCUCAGAUUCUCAAAGAGUUUUGCGGGUUGGAAGGAGCAUUAGAGAGAAUGAAGCUGCAGCUAGAGGAAUCAAUGGCGGAUGAAGACAAGAGAGACUACGCUGCAGAUGUCGAGAGCCUUCGUGGUGAAGUGGAACUGAUCUUCCGCCAAAAGCUUGGACUUUUAUGAACCAUGAUCAGUAAGAAAGCAACUCCCUGUGCUUUAAUUUCUGGUUGGAAAAGCUUUAGCUGUAGGAGUUGUUUAACUCUGGUUGGAAAAGCUUUAGACAAGUCUAACUGUCUUAGAUAGAGUUAAAAUGUGUAACUUAGGCAGAUCUUCCUGCUCCAUUAAAUUUUGCAUGUUGUUGCCUUUUGAGAGGUUUUCUUCCCCUCUUCUAGUUUCCUAUCGUGGUUGCAAUGUUUUGUCUUUUGUGUAUAGUAUUAUAAACUUCCAUUA